This is a messenger RNA of Saxophila tyrrhenica, 1200 nucleotides long. RefSeq lists its product as uncharacterized. The record is from RefSeq and is a predicted model, not a curated record. Gene Ontology annotation, molecular function: aspartic-type endopeptidase activity. The transcript has 4 exons. Bases 1 to 1200 code for a protein of 399 amino acids. Gene Ontology annotation, biological process: proteolysis. Lineage: Eukaryota; Fungi; Ascomycota; Dothideomycetes; Mycosphaerellales; Extremaceae.
AUGCACUCGUUCACCGUUUCGGCCGCCCUGGUGGCGUCCGCUUCUCUUGCUCUUGCAGCACCCGCGAACCUCGUCGGCCGCAGCACUUUUGAGGUCAAGCAGGUCGCCCACGGCAGAGUCUUCCGCAAUGGCCCGUCCCAGAUGAUGAAGACCUUCCACAAAUAUGCGCGUGUCGGCGCAAAGGCCCCGUCUGAGGUUGUUAUGGCUGCUGCUGCGGCGCAGAGUGGCGAGGUGGCUGCCGACCCGCAGCAGUACGACCAGGCGUACCUCAGCCCGGUGACUAUUGGGAACAGCGAGUUGAUGUUGGAUUUUGAUACUGGGUCUGCUGAUCUCUGGGCCUUCUCCAACGAAACACCCGCCUCCCAGUCUCAAGGCCAUGAACGCUACGACUCCGCCACCGGCACCGAGCUCGACGGCUACUCCUGGAGCAUCACCUACGGCGACCAAUCCGGCGCCGGAGGAAAUGUCUACACCGACAAAGUGGUCGUAGGCGGAGUGACCGCCACCCGCCAGGCCGUUGAAGCCGCCACAUCGGUGUCUGCUUCCUUCUCCCAGAACAUCGAUUCUGACGGCCUCCUCGGCUUGGCCUUCAGCAGCAUCAACACCGUCCAACCAAGGCAGCAAACCACCUUCUUCGAUACUGUCCGCCCUACUCUGGCUAAGGCCCUCUUCACCUGCGACCUCCGCCAAGGCGACGCCGGUUCCUACACUUUCGGCUACAUCGACAGCUCCAAGUACCAGGGCACUGUGACCUACGUCCCCGUCGACGACUCUCAAGGAUUCUGGCAAUUCACCGCCGGCGGCUACUCUGUCGGCGGCGACAACGCCACCUCCGGAUCUGUUGGAACUGCUAUCGCGGACACCGGCACCUCGCUGCUCUACCUCCCUGCCGCUGUCACUAAGGCCUACUACGAGCAAGCUGGUGGACGAUAUGAUAACCAGCAGGGUGGCUACACCCUCCCCUGCAACGGCGGCGCACCGGAUUUCAGUGUGGCGAUUGGAGGGAAGACGUUCACGGUUCCGGGGUCGUACAUUGCGUACGCGCCGUUGACGACGGGUAGCUCGACUUGCUUUGGUGGGAUUCAGCCGGACACUGGCAUCGGUUUCAGCAUCUUUGGUGAUGUUUUCUUGAAGGCUGUCUACGCCAUCUUUGAUGUGAGCCAAGGCAGCCCUAGGCUCGGAUUUGCUGCGCAGGCGUGA